Perca fluviatilis (European perch) is the source of this 1149-nucleotide messenger RNA. Its product is annotated as complement C1q-like protein 4. The transcript has 4 exons. Gene Ontology annotation, molecular function: protein binding. The record is from RefSeq and is a predicted model, not a curated record. Bases 172 to 729 code for a protein of 185 amino acids. NCBI's taxonomy places the organism in Eukaryota, Metazoa, Chordata, Actinopteri, Perciformes, Percidae.
CUAACUUUACCACAUAAGGUCAUCAGCCUCCGUGACCAAACUGGUCGCCCCCUUCAUUUCGUGGAAUCGAAAAGCCUGACUGAAUAACAGGACCACACUUUCAACAUAAUAAGAUUAUAUAGAGCAGCAUCCUGACGGGAAAACAAAGUCAUAAUAAAGUCAUUUUCCAGAAUGAAGAUCUCUGUGAGUUUUGUUCUGUGGCUGCUGCUGCUCGGCGCUGUCUCUGCAAGUGAAACUUGUGAUUGCCUGCAGAAUCAAGAACAAACAGCACAGCUGAAGAUUGAACUGGACAAUCUGAAGCAACAAUUGCAAGUCCGACAGGUUGCAUUCUCAGCCUCUCUGCUGGUUACAGGUGAAACAACUAUUGGACCCUUGCCCACGGACAUUGUCCUGAUCUACAAACACGUUAUCACCAACAUCGGAAAUGCCUACAACUCAAACACAGGUGUGUUCACUGCCCCGGUGAGAGGAGUGUACAACUUUGAGUGGCAUGUCGGUGCAGUUGGAGACGGCAGCCACGCUUCAGCUGGUUGGUUGGUCAAGAACUCAGAGAAGGUUUUCAUGGCAUAUGGGCAACAGAAUCAACAUUUCGGUAGUACCUCUAAUGGAGUCACGCUGUUGCUAGAGUUGGGAGACGUCGUGUUUGUGCGUUUGGCGGCUAACUGUAAGGUGUAUGACAAUGUCAAUAAGCACAACACCUUCAGUGGGCAUAUGCUGUUCCCCAUGUAAGACAGAAACAGCAGCUCUGUGAUAGUCAUGCAGGUUUUUGUUGUCUUAAACCAGUCUUCAUAGCACUUCAUAGAUUAGCUCUGAUACACGCUAAAAGUCCUGAUUGUUUACAUGGAGUCUGGUGGAGAUAUGCUGGCUCUAUACACGCUAAAAGUCCUGAUUAUUUACAUGGAGUCUGGUGGAAAUAUGCUGGCUCUAUACACGCUAAAAGUCCUGAUUAUUUACAUGGAGUCUGGUGGAGAUAUGCUGGCUCUAUACAUGCUAAAAGUCCUGAUUAUUUACAUGGAGUCUGGUGGAGAUAUCCAAAUAAUAAGUAAUAAUUGUUAACAGGAAUCUUUUUUUCCUUAAAGUGAUUAAUGUUUCUGAUUCUCUCUCGUUUCUGUCAUUUUAAUCAAAUAAACAGAAAUCAUUGCAAUUACA